Molecule: messenger RNA, 1071 nt
Organism: Parnassius apollo (apollo)
Lineage: Eukaryota; Metazoa; Arthropoda; Insecta; Lepidoptera; Papilionidae
Source: the annotation of a GenBank genome assembly
AUGCAUCGACUUUUUGCUGAGCUGGAGCCAUCUGUAACCGUCACCAAGCAAAACCUGGCAGACCGUGUUUGGUAUAUCUUGCGCUCAAAUAUAUUUGAUGUCACCGAACUCGAACGGCUACGACGUGAGGCUGUUCCUUCAUCGGAUGAAAAUGCUACGGCUGAGGAUGCGGCGCCACAACUUGCAGAGCAACCGGUAAACGUGGAUGCCGCCGUGAAUACCCCAGUUUUGGUUGAUUCAAACGAUGAUGGAACAGUCGCCCAGGAACUGGAACCGGAGCAAAUGGGGAGUACAUUGGAUGAGGCGAUUUUAGAAACACGCAGUACGUCUCUCGAAAAUCGACCGCGAUUUCCCCGCAUAGCCCUAAGCAAGCAGAAUCGGGUUAUCGUGAGGGCUCUGAACCCAAUGCUGGUGACCUAUUUGGAAGCCCGUCAGGACCUUUGCGAGACGGACUCAAUUAUCUUUGGCGCCGCACUGGCAGUCUGCCGUAUUAUAGGCGCCAAACUUUCCACGUCUGGACGCACUACUGGACAAAGUAGUGCUAUCCCAGCCUGGAGAACAAGAAUUAAAGAAUGUAUCGCAAAAGCAAAGGCCCUCAUCGGCAGACUGAUAUGCUUCAGGCCAAGGAUUGUGCGCACCGUCAUGAUGGCGUUUGCUGGGACAAAUAGUGAUCAGAAGAGGCUCUACAAAUCAUUGGAGCGACCAAUGGUAAGUGGAACGGGCCAAGUACCGAAUCAGGCUGACACGGUCGCAUUCUGGCGCAGCCCGUGGUCAGAGCCCGUAAACCACAACGAGGGCCCUCGGACGGAAGUUGUGACGAGUCAAUGUGCGGGUAUUACGCCCAUGGACCCCGUCAUCAUAACGCCGGAUGACGUAGCUGAGGCGGUCCGUAGGGCCCCGAACUGGAAAAGUCCGGGGCUUGACGGGCUGCAUCACUACUGGCUGAAGGGGUUCAUGGUGUGUCACGCUGUGCUCGCCCGACAGUUUCAAGAGGCUCUCAACCAGAAGUCCUCCUCUUCACUUCUGGGAUCACUCAUUUGGUUCCUAAAGAUCAGGGUGCCACAGACCUGA